AAAAGUGCUCCAAACGGACUGCAUAGGCUUUACCAAUAGUAAUACCCAAUAGCGACAAAGAUAGCACAACCGAAGAGACAUCCGAAACGUUGCGCAGCCACAACCUCCGCACCCUAUUUUAGGAAUCAUUAUGACGUCUGCUGCUUGCUUUGUCGCUGGUGGCUUAGCCCCAGGGGCAGCCCUAGAAGCGUUGCUGGCGAAAGAGCCCCUCUCCCUAGCAUCUGUGGACCUGGUCUGCUGCGAGCAGCUCCCUCAGCAAGCCGAUCAGUUAACAAAGUAUGGCGUGGUGCUGGCCGCAAGCAGUUCACCCCACAGCCGAGACGCGCUUGCGCGUGUGGCGCGCAGCAUGACGCCUGGUGGUCGGCUUUACGUUUAUGAAGCCGCGCAUCCCGGCACAUCCGGCAGCGACAGCUCACGCGUGGAGGAGCUGAAGAAGGACUUGCUGCUGUCAGGCUUCACGGCAGCUCAGGAGCUCAGCAGCAGCGGUGCAAGCUCCAGCGCCGCAGCUACACCAGCCGCCUGGGUCACCGCCCAGCUGCCGCAGUGGGGCCUAGGCGCCUCAGCCAAGCUCUCCCUCAAGCGACCGCAGCAGCAGCAGCCUACGGACACCGCCACCACCACCACCGCGCCCUCUUCCGCAGCACCCUCCACCACAACAGCAGCACCAGCACCUGCAGCUCCGCCCGCUGCGACAGUGGCCAGUGUGUGGAAGCUGGCGGCGGGGGGCGCUGACGAGGAGGGCGGCGAGGAGGAUGAGGAGCUGCUGGAUGAGGAGCAGCUGCUGACGGAGGAGGAGCGCGGGGCGGCUGCGGCGCCCAACCCAGACGAUUGCGAGGUGGGUGCCUCGGGCCGCAAGGCGUGCAAGAACUGCACCUGCGGGCGAGCGGAGGCGGAGGCGGCGGGCGAGGGCGUCAAGCUGACGCCUGAGAUGCUGGAGAACCCGCAGUCUUCGUGCGGGAACUGUUACCUGGGGGACGCCUUCCGCUGCGCCUCCUGCCCCUACCGCGGCCUGCCCGCGUUCAAGCCCGGGGAGAAGAUCACGCUGGGGGCGGGCAUGCUGACAGCGGACCUGUAGCGGUCGUCCUUCGGGAGACGGGGUGUGUGUUGGAGGGAAGGAGGGGAGGGGCAAGGGGAGAGAGGGGUAGGCGAGGGAGUGCGCGUCGAGCGAGGAGGGGGCUCGAUGGACGGCUCUAUUCUGAAUAGGCUUUAGGAAGAGGGGGGUAAGGUUCGGUUGGUGGCUUCUUGGUAGGAGCCCUGAAUGGUAUCUGAGAAGGGAGCAGUUGGCGAGGGGAGCGGUGCGAGGUGGGGGCGGCGGUGCUGAGGCAUGUGCCGGGGAGCUUGCGGGGCACAGCAGGAGCAGCAGCAGUGGCGGCGUGCUGAGUGGUGGGUUGGGUUGGAGGGAAGUCCAUUCUCAGAAUGGACUUUUUUUUAAGAGCCUUGUUGGCUGCUGGCCGCAUGGGGCAUGACGAGUUGAGCUGUACGUUCGUACAGGCACAGGACCUAGCAUGCCAGGCUAGGGGAGCGCCGGGCGGAAUUCGGCAUGCAAUGGUGUAAGCCGUACAAGCAACACGAGGAG
Molecule: messenger RNA, 1576 nt
Organism: Astrephomene gubernaculifera
Lineage: Eukaryota; Viridiplantae; Chlorophyta; Chlorophyceae; Chlamydomonadales; Astrephomenaceae
Source: the annotation of a GenBank genome assembly